This is a messenger RNA of Camelina sativa (false flax), 1777 nucleotides long. The record is from RefSeq and is a predicted model, not a curated record. NCBI's taxonomy places the organism in Eukaryota, Viridiplantae, Streptophyta, Magnoliopsida, Brassicales, Brassicaceae.
UCCAUAUAUCAUUCGUAAUCAUUUUCUUCAUCUUCCUCCUUCUUCUUCUUCAUCUUCUUCUUCCCAUGAUCGCUUCGCUUCCCAACGCAAUCCUCUUCUUCACCCAUACUCUUUGAUCUCUCCACAUAUUCCCAUGUCUGUCGCUUCUUUUCGCCGUUUAGCCGCCGGAGCAGCCGUAAUUGCUGCUGCUGCUUCCGGUGGCGCCGCUGUCUACCUUUCUCCAUCGGUUGUCUCCAGCGACAGAGGCGGUGGUCCGGUUCUAGAUUCUUUGCGGCGUAUGAUUGGUGAUCCCGCCGCUACCGUACCGUCUCGAUCUGCUCAAGAGUCUGCUCUGAUUGCAGCCAACGCUUCUAAUCCGCUCGAUGUUCUCGUCAUUGGCGGUGGAGCCACCGGUUCUGGUGUCGCUCUCGACGCUGCUACACGUGGUCUCCGUGUUGGUCUUGUAGAGCGCGAGGAUUUCUCCUCCGGUACUUCUUCCCGAUCAACUAAGCUGAUUCAUGGAGGUGUUCGUUACUUGGAGAAAGCUGUUUUCAAUCUUGAUUAUGGACAGCUGAAGCUUGUAUUUCACGCGCUUGAAGAGCGUAAGCAGCUCAUUGAGAAUGCGCCACAUCUCUGUCAUGCUCUGCCCUGUAUGACACCUUGUUUUGACUGGUUCGAAGUUAUCUACUUCUGGAUGGGAUUGAAAAUGUAUGACUUGGUCGCAGGACCACGCUUAUUGCAUUUAUCGAGAUAUUACUCUGCACAAGAGUCUAUUGAGCUCUUCCCUACUCUUGCAAGGAAAGGGAAAGAUAAGAAUUUAAGGGGAACUGUUGUGUAUUACGAUGGGCAAAUGAAUGAUUCACGUCUGAAUGUGGGUUUGGCAUGUACUGCCGCGUUAGCUGGUGCGGCAGUUCUCAACCAUGCCGAGGUUGUCUCGCUUAUUACAGAUGAUGCUACUAAGAGAAUCAUUGGUGCCCGAGUUCGUAACAAUCUCACGGGACAAGAAUUUGACAGCUAUGCAAAAGUAGUUGUCAAUGCGGCUGGACCGUUCUGUGAUUCCAUUAGGAAAAUGGUUGAUGAAGAUACAAAACCAAUGAUAUGUCCAAGCAGCGGUGUACACAUUGUGCUGCCUGAUUACUAUUCUCCAGAAGGGAUGGGCUUGAUAGUCCCUAAAACUAAGGAUGGUCGUGUUGUAUUUAUGUUACCGUGGUUGGGAAGAACAGUAGCAGGUACCACUGACUCUAACACGUCAAUCACUGCACUUCCAGAACCUCAUGAAGAUGAGAUUCAAUUUAUACUGGAUGCAAUCAGCGACUAUCUUAACAUUAAGGUACGACGUACUGAUGUUCUUUCGGCUUGGAGUGGUAUCCGUCCAUUGGCCAUGGAUCCAACGGCCAAGAGCACAGAGAGCAUCUCCAGAGACCAUGUUGUCUUUGAGGAAUCUCCUGGUCUGGUUACAAUCACGGGUGGAAAAUGGACAACUUACCGAAGCAUGGCGGAAGAUGCAGUUGAUGCAGCAAUCAAAUCGGGAAAGCUAAGUCCAACCAAUGAAUGUGUAACGCAGAAACUACAGCUCCUGGGUUCUUAUGGAUGGGAACCAUCUUCCUUCACAACUCUUGCACAGCAAUACGUGCGAAUGAAGAAAACCUACGGUGGUAAAGUGGUUCCUGGAGCAAUGGACACAGCUGCUGCAAAGCAUUUGUCUCAUGCCUAUGGUUCAAUGGCUGACCGAGUUGCCACCAUAGCUCAGGAGGAGGGUUUGGGGAAACGGUUGGCGCACGGGCAUCCGUUUUUGGAA